Rattus norvegicus (Norway rat) is the source of this 4181-nucleotide messenger RNA. It is a transcript of the gene Med17, whose product is annotated as mediator complex subunit 17. NCBI's taxonomy places the organism in Eukaryota, Metazoa, Chordata, Mammalia, Rodentia, Muridae. The record is from RefSeq and is marked provisional. The transcript is spliced from 12 exons. The coding region runs from base 135 to 2084 and encodes 649 amino acids. Gene Ontology annotation, biological process: regulation of transcription by RNA polymerase II; positive regulation of transcription initiation by RNA polymerase II; positive regulation of DNA-templated transcription. Gene Ontology annotation, molecular function: nuclear thyroid hormone receptor binding; transcription coregulator activity; transcription coactivator activity. Gene Ontology annotation, cellular component: transcription regulator complex; nucleus; mediator complex.
AUUGUGGGACAGCGGUGGGUGGUUGGCUUCCGCCGGGUCCGCCGCGUCGGGCUUUCGGAGAGAUUGGUGUCCAGCCUUCCGUGUCCGUGCUCGUUUCUGAGUCUCUGGCAAGUCACCCGCAGGCUGCCGCCAGGAUGUCGGGCGUGCGAGCUGUGCGCAUCAGCAUCGAGUCGGCCUGCGAGAAGCAGGUGCAGGAGGUGGGCCUUGAUGGCACCGAGACGUACCUGCAGCCGCUGUCUAUGUCGCAGAACCUGGCGCGUCUGGCGCAGCGCAUCGACUUCAGCCAGGGCUCCGGCUCCGAGGAGGAGGAGGCGGCGGGGCCUGACGGCGACGCGCCGGACUGGGCGGGCGCGGGGGCCGACCAGGACGACGAAGAGGGGUUGGUAAAAUUCCAACCUUCUCUGUGGCCUUGGGACUCUGUGAGGAACAAUUUGCGAAGUGCCCUUACAGAGAUGUGUGUUCUCUAUGAUGUCCUCAGUAUUGUCAGGGACAAAAAGUUCAUGACUCUGGACCCCGUCUCUCAGGAUGCGCUUCCUCCCAAACAGAGCCCACAGACGCUGCAGCUGAUCUCUAAGAAGAAGUCCCUUGCUGGAGCAGCUCAGAUCCUAUUGAAGGGGGCGGAAAGACUGACCAAGUCGGUGACUGAGAACCAGGAAAACAAGCUUCAGCGAGACUUCAAUUCUGAGCUCUUGAGACUACGGCAACACUGGAAACUGAGGAAGGUGGGAGACAAGAUCCUGGGUGACCUAAGCUACAGAAGUGCAGGCUCUCUUUUUCCCCACCAUGGUACCUUUGAAGUGAUAAAGAAUACAGACAUUGACUUGGAUAAAAAGAUACCAGAAGAUUACUGUCCUCUAGAUGUCCAGAUUCCUAGUGACUUAGAGGGGUCUGCAUAUAUCAAGGUUUCUAUUCAGAAACAGGCUCCAGACAUUGGUGAUCUUGGUACAGUUAACCUUUUUAAGAGACCUUUGCCCAAAUCCAAGCCAGGUUCCCCACACUGGCAGACAAAAUUAGAAGCAGCACAAAAUGUUCUUCUUUGUAAGGAAAUUUUUGCACAGCUCUCUCGGGAAGCCGUUCAGAUUAAGUCUCAGAUCCCUCACAUUGUGGUGAAAAACCAGAUCAUCUCUCAGCCCUUUCCAAGCUUGCAGUUGUCUAUUUCUCUGUGCCACUCCUCAGAUGAUAAGAAGUCCCAGAAAUGUGCCCCAGAGAAGCCUGGUCAGGAGGGUCACCUCUACGUCCUGGAGCACAACUUGCACCUGCUGAUCAGAGAGUUUCAUAAACAGACCUUGAGCUCCAUCGUGAUGCCACACCCAGCGAGUGCUCCUUUUGGGCACAAGAGAAUGAGACUCUCAGGUCCUCAAGCUUUUGAUAAGAAUGAAAUUAAUUCAAUACAGUCCACAGAAGGACUCCUAGAAAAAAUAAUUAAACAAGCAAAGCAUAUUUUUCUAAGGAGCAGAACUGCUGCGACCAUUGACAGCUUGGCAAGUCGCAUUGAGGACCCCCAGAUCCAGGCCCACUGGUCGAACAUCAACGAUGUGUAUGAGUCUAGUGUAAAAGUUUUAAUCACAUCGCAGGGUUAUGAACAGAUCUGCAAGUCCAUCCAGCUGCAGCUGAACAUUGGCGUUGAGCAGGUCCGUGUCGUGCACAGAGAUGGGCGGGUGAUCACGCUGUCUCACCAGGAACAGGAACUACAGGACUUCCUUCUGUCUCAGAUGUCCCAGCACCAGGUGCAUGCGGUUCAGCAGCUUGCCAAGGUCAUGGGCUGGCAGGUCCUCAGCUUCAGCAAUCACGUGGGACUCGGGCCCAUAGAGAGUAUUGGCAAUGCCUCCGCCAUCACAGUGGCCUCGCCAAGUGGUGACUAUGCUAUUUCAGUUCGUAACGGACCCGAGAGUGGCAGCAAGAUCAUGGUUCAGUUUCCCCGUAACCAGUGCAAAGACCUUCCGAAAAGUGAUGUUUUACAAGAUAGCAAGUGGAGCCAUCUCCGAGGACCGUUCAAGGAGGUUCAGUGGAACAAGAUGGAGGGCCGAAACUUCGUUUAUAAAAUGGAGCUGCUUAUGUCUGCCCUGAGUCCCUGUCUCCUGUGAUUUUCUCCAGAACAAGUUGCAGAAAUUCUGACCUGCGUGUUUGCAGAUCAGUUAUAAGCACAAGGGAGCGAUGGCCUCCGUAUGAGUACUGAGCACAGACUCGUGCACUGGCGCUCUAGCCUUUCGCGGGAGUCCUGUUUAAAAGUGACAUGUUUACCCUGCGUUUGAAUUCUCUCACGUUAUAAGUGACGAGUACUUUGGAAUGGAAAAAUGUAUGUACAGUUUUAGUAUGCAGUAUGGGGAGAUGUAAAAUAGUACAUUUUUAUACAGCUCACCUGAAAAUAUUACUAACUUAAGGGCUUGAAUUUGCUUUUUUUUAAAUUACAUCUUUAAUGUUAACAUAAACUUUGUGUUUAAAAAUCUCCAAGUAUUUUGUGAAUUUCUCAUAACCUAUAUGAGCUGCGUCUCAAAUCAGCCACUCCUGCUGUUUCUUUAAAAAUCACUGAAGACCGUCUUACAGCACAGAUUCACUGACCACACCAGGCCCUGUCCCUGAAGUUCACCGAGAUCACUCACAGGAGUAGUCUUCCCUAGCACCUGGGGCUCUCGGGGUGUGGGGACAUGAAGUGCCUUUGUAGCCAUCUUCUUCCUCACCUGGGUCAACAUGAAUGAACAGGGUAAGAACUUCCUCAAAAAGCAGUGGAAACCAAAAAAUGUACCAUGAUAGUCUGUUUUCCCUGUUAGUGCUCACUGUUUCUGGCUGUGUAGAAACUUCCACAGAGCCGCAUCUCGCUUGAAUUUUGACAAGCUGAGGUAAAUAUAAAGGAGAUGCACCAAGUGUGAUGGCUCAUGCCGGUGAUUGGAGGACUAGGGAGUUGAAGACAGGAAGACAAAGAGUUCAAGUUCAGCCUGAUCUGCAUGAGUUCCAGGCCAUCUGGGGCUACGUAGGGCGAGCCUUGUCUCAAAGUUUAAAGAUUUAUUUAUUUUAUGUAUAUAGUACACAAUAAUCUUUAGACACACCAGAAGGUAGAGCAUCAGAUCCCAUGACAGAUGGCUGUGAGCCACCAUUUGGUUGCUGGGAAUUGAACUGAGGACCUUGGGAAGAGCAGCCAGUGCUCUUAACCACUGCGCCAUCUCUCCAGUCCUCUAAGUUUAAAAGAAAAGAAAGGGGGUUUUAGUAAACAAACUGUAUUCAUACUAUGGGUUAUGUUUUCCAAGGAGGAAGAGUGAAAUUUAAUAGGGAGAGAUGUGAAGUGAGAGAAUGCAUCAGGAAAAGCAGACAGGCCAUGGGUACAGUGGCAUCCGUGGGCUGCCAUGUCGCCUAGCGGGAAAAUGCCUAGUAUGCUCCAGGAUUACAGAGAAGAGGGGCGGGUGCAUUCGGUUGUCAGAGUGUGUACUGUAAUGUAGAGACCUGUUUAUGUGUGUGUCCAGAAAGAUACUGUGCCCUCUGAGAAGUAAGGUUGAGGAGAGAGAACUUUCAGUGUAUUGGGUUCCUGUGUAUCUUUUGACUUUUCAAGAAGCAUUUUUUAUUUUUGCAAUUAGAGAUUCUUGAAAGGUAAGAGAAAUGAGGACUCCAGCUGUCCUUGAGGAUUGGCAGCUGAGAUGGUGGUCACAUGCAGAAGCACACACGUGGACAGUCCAUCCCUCUUCUGAGUGAAACUUGAUGUAGCUGUGGUAACAAUAGUUUCUCAGUUAACUCUAGAGGUGUUUGAUAUCAGGAAACAGCAUAAUAAGCCGAUCUGAUCCAUGAAUCUGGAGGGAAGAGCCUUUACUACCCUGGUAUCACUCAAGGCAACUGCGACUGAGACAGGUGCCUGAAGGUCACUUCAGGCUUUGAGUGUAAUUGGCCCCCAUAGACCCAUAGAGAGUGGCACCAUUAGGAGGUGUGGCCUUGCUGGAGGAAGUGAGUCACUGUGGGGGUGGGCCUUGAGGUCUCAUAUGCUCAUGGUACACCCAGUGUGGUACAGUUUCUCCUUGCUGCCUGCAGAUCAAGAAGUAGAACUGUAAACUCCACGUCCAACAUGUCUGCCCAUACGCUGCCAUGUUAUCCGCCAUGAUGAUACUGGACUAAACCUCUGAAAGUGUAAGCCAGCCCCACUCAGUGUUUUACUUCGUGGGAGUUGCCUUGGUCCUGCUGUUUCUUCACAGCAAUAGAAC